GUUCAAUUUCCGCGCCGUAUGAGCGUUAGGCUAAUCUGUCCGCUAGAGGGAUGGACAUUGUCUCGUGUCUCAUGUCCGAUGGCACGAUGUGGUCAUUUCAUCAAGUUGAUCUGUCGUAAGGCAGUUAUGUGCCUCAGCAUGGAGCACAAGAUUUCCCUAACACGUUAACCAAGUCGACGGCUUCUCUUCGCUCAUAAAGCUCGUGGCAUUGGUCCACCGUGAACCAUAUCCGUCCCUCCAUAUACACGCAGAGUAUUCUCUAGGCCUCUAUUUAAUCGAGCUUCUUCCUCCAGCCUUCAUUGAACCAGCCUCGUCUUUCACGUACCUCAACGAUGCCCCCAAUGAAACCCUACACUGUAGUCAGGUUGCUGCUCAAAUGCGCCCUAGCUAUGGCGACCCUGGCUAUAACGAUCAGACUUCUACACGAAUUUGACGAUCUUCUCAACGAACCCAUCGAGGAAUUUUCCUUGGAAAAAUACCCCUACGUUCCGCCUGACCCGAACUGGGACAGUCGAUCACCGUGCCCCGCGCUGAACGCGCUAGCGAACCACGGCUUCCUCCCACAUGAUGGCCGCGGCGCAACGCAGCGGGAAUACAUCCGUGCGCUGCGGCAGGGAUACAACCUCUCGCUCCCGCUCGCGACGUUCCUCACCGUGAGCGGACACGUCCUGCUCUCGCAGUACUCCCUCCUUUCGCUCGCGGACCUCUCGCGGCACAACUGCAUCGAGCACGACGCGUCGCUCGGCCACUGGGACACGCUCGUGACACAGGAGUACGCGCCCGACAAGCCGAGCACUUGGCUGCUCGACCGCGUGCUCGCGCACUCCUCUGACGGGGAGACCAUGACGCUGCGCGAUCUCGCGGAGGCGCGGCUCGAGCGCGAGGCUGACUACGCCCACCCGCUGGACGCGGUGCACGAGGAGAUCGCGCGCGGGGAGAUGUCGAUGGUCCUGGGCAUCUUUGGAGGGAAGGACGGGUGCGUGCCUGUGGACUGGUUGAGGGAGUGGUGGGAGCACGAGCGGUUCCCGCAAGGAUUUAAGCCAAAUCGCCAGCAGACGUUGUUUGACACGGUGCGCGGAUCGUGGAACAUCAAACAAGCCAUGAAGUCCAUGGGAAAAAAACUCGAGCAUGAAGGCCGGGAAGUAGAUGGCAACGGAGGUUCUGACUGACAGCAUACCUUAUCGCCCUAGGGUGUAUCUAUUUAGCGUAUUAGUGUAGUAGCACGGAUCCAUGUAUUGUACUUACCUCAUGAUGUAGCCUGCGAAUGAUGACAUGACGCCAUUUGCAUUGCUGGCUGAAUUAUGUUGCAGAAUGCGCAGAUGCUCUGCG
Messenger RNA from Rhodofomes roseus, 1329 nucleotides. Its product is annotated as Chloroperoxidase. Gene Ontology annotation, molecular function: peroxidase activity. The record is from RefSeq and is a predicted model, not a curated record. The transcript is spliced from 4 exons. Bases 333 to 1169 code for a protein of 278 amino acids. NCBI's taxonomy places the organism in Eukaryota, Fungi, Basidiomycota, Agaricomycetes, Polyporales, Fomitopsidaceae.